This is a messenger RNA of Mucor velutinosus, 1788 nucleotides long. Its product is annotated as Histone acetyltransferase type B subunit 2. NCBI's taxonomy places the organism in Eukaryota, Fungi, Mucoromycota, Mucoromycetes, Mucorales, Mucoraceae. The transcript has 5 exons. Gene Ontology annotation, cellular component: mitochondrial matrix. The record is from RefSeq and is a predicted model, not a curated record. Gene Ontology annotation, molecular function: ATP binding; ATP-dependent protein folding chaperone; ATP hydrolysis activity. Gene Ontology annotation, biological process: protein folding. The coding region runs from base 1 to 1788 and encodes 595 amino acids.
AUGAGAAUUUUAUCCAUCUAUACACCCAUACUAAAGACCUCUUGCUAUACGAAGUCUGCCAUAGUGUUCAGCAUUUCUACCAAAUCAAGCCGGUUCUACCACAGUGCUGAUUACAGUGGAGGAGGGCUCAUGGGAAGAGGCGAUUUCCCAAAUAUGUCUAUCCCACCUUCCUCUUCACAUGCAUCGUCAUCAUCGUCAAGAGGACCCGAAGAUCCAUUUGCUCAUCUAGAUCUUGGCCAAAUCGCUGAUCCACGCUCCAUUGUACAACAUCUCAAUGAGUAUGUUAUUGGUCAGGAAAGAGCAAAGAAAGUGCUUGCCGUAGCCAUCUUCAACCACUACAACCGUGUAAGAGCCAAUAUGAAGCGCAGUUAUUUGCAGCAACAGAAAUUGCAGCAUCAACAGCAACAGCAACAGCAGCAAUUACAGCAACAGCAACAGCAGGCAGCCAAUAUCGAUGGAGUCAUUGCUGUGGAUGAAAGACUUCAUGCUGAGCACCACCACCAACCUACUACUCCACAUCAUGACGGUUACUACUCGAACCAAAUACCCAUUCAACCACAUCCUGCUGAAUUUCCUUCCACAGAACGAAGCAUGUCAUUUGGUGCACAAAGAAGAGCCUGGCUAAAUCCCCCUACCGAGGCAACCAACGACAAGUCCGCUUUUCCCCAUAAUGAUGCGAAAACAGCUUUAGCCGGCCUUGCAGACGACAUAGCAGAGGAGGAAGAGGAGAGCACUGUUCAUGACAAGAGUAAUGUUUUAUUGAUCGGCCCCACUGGCUCAGGCAAAACACUGUUGGCAAGAACAUUGGCUCAGGUAUUACAAGUGCCAUUUUCCAUGUCGGAUGCUACACCUUUCACACAGGCUGGGUAUGUGGGAGAGGACGUCGAAUUGGUCAUCCAAAGAUUACUCCAAUCGUGUGAUUUCGAUGUGAAGAAGGCUGAAACUGGCAUUGUAUUCAUUGACGAGAUUGAUAAAAUCUCAAGAAGAUCAGAUAGUCAUACAGCAUCCAGAGAUGUGUCUGGUGAAGGUGUACAGCAAUCCUUGCUGCGAAUGUUGGAAGGUACAGUCGUGAAUGUUACUGACAAAUCGGGUGCAGGCAACCACAAGCGAGGACCCAAUGGUGGUGGAUCCAUGUCGCCCAACAAGGGAGAGACAUACUCUGUUGAUACGAGCAAUAUCUUGUUUAUUCUGAGUGGUGCAUUUAUUGGACUAGACAAGAUUAUCGGCGAUCGUAUGUCUAAAGGAUCCAUUGGCUUUGCUGCCCAGCUGAAAUCUGAUGCUGAUAUUGAGAAGGAGAGCAAAGACUCUUUACAUCAAGUGGAACCUACUGAUCUUGUGAAAUUUGGGUUGAUUCCGGAAUUCGUGGGCCGUGUUCCAGUAGUUGCCUCUGUCAAUAACCUGCGUGUAGAUGAUCUUGUCCGUGUGCUCAAGGAACCAAAGAAUUCUUUAUUGAAACAAUACGAAGGCCUAUUCAAGCUGAACAAUGUUGAUUUGAGAUUUAGUCAAAACGCAUUAAGAGCUGUAGCUGCACAGGCCUUGGAGAAAAAGACGGGUGCUCGAGGACUGAGAAGAAUCAUGGAAAACUUAUUGUUGGAACCCAUGUACGAUGCACCAGCUUCUUGUAUCAAGCAAGUCAUUAUUGAUAGCAAAGUAGUCAACAACGAAAAGACACCCGUAUACAUCACAUCUGGGAAAUCACAAUUGGCCGAGAAAAUAAUUGCUGAAGACGAUGGUUUGGACUUGUCAUCAACCGAAGACGAUGUGCCUCAACAAAUGACUCAAAUAUAA